AUGGGAGCAGUAUAAAUCUGUAUAAAAUAAAGAAACUCUGAUCAAUAGACUGAGUAUUACAUUCCUACAAUCUAAAAAAGAAAACAACUGAUUAAACAUUCACAUAAAUAAAAUACUUUGAUUCCUCCACUUUCAUAGUUGGGUGAGGAGUAUGAAUCAUUAGAACUAUUAGAAUUAUCAUUACAAGAAAAUAGCAUUAAUUUAAGCAUUAAUAAAACAGCUACUCUUAAUUGCGGUUGCACAAAUCCUUAAUCUAUUUAAUUCAAUCCGAACUUAAAUCUAUCUUUGAAUUCUAUUAUCCCAAAUCAAUAAACCAAUCAUAAUUUACCAUUUUUAGAUUUUUUUGAGUAGAAGGAGUAAGAGAUAAUGUAAAAGAAAUAGGCUUACAAAGAUUCUUAAUUUAAAAUAUUUGCACAUAAACAGGGUGAAAAAAAGGGAGGUCAUGCUCAAAGCAUAAAUAGCAAUUCAAUAGGCUAAAGAGCAAAAAAUAUUAAUAAUGAGGAUUCGCCAGUCUUAAUCCAAAGAGAUUCUGAAACAAACACAAAAAAAAGUAUUUUGAAAAACAAGAAGCAAAUACUCACUAAUUAACUACAAAGAGGAGUUAGUUUAAGAUAAUAAUAAUAAAUAAUCAAUAAUGACACUCAAUCUCAAAGAACUUCAAAGAGUUAAAAGCGAGUUAAAUUUGAUCCAAAAAUAUUUAGACCCAAAAAUUCUCAUUUCUUUUAAUGA
Molecule: messenger RNA, 729 nt
Organism: Paramecium octaurelia
Lineage: Eukaryota; Ciliophora; Oligohymenophorea; Peniculida; Parameciidae
Source: the annotation of a GenBank genome assembly